Molecule: messenger RNA, 8399 nt
Organism: Lampris incognitus (smalleye Pacific opah)
Lineage: Eukaryota; Metazoa; Chordata; Actinopteri; Lampriformes; Lampridae
Exons: 11
Coding region: 331-7740 (2469 amino acids)
Source: RefSeq, a predicted model, not a curated record
CCCGCAGCCGCUCAGUACCGCUCCCCGCAGUCCCCGAAGCGCACUGCUCCCCUCAGUUCCUGGUGUUCGUUUGCGAGGCUGCAUGUUCCUCGGCGCAGCGCCGCUCGCCGUAGCAACUUUUCCCCGAAGAAUGGAAUAAGUCCCGCUUCUUUCCGACUCCACGUGGACGCUUUCGGCCACCGCGGGAACAAGCCCCUACGCGCCUGCUUUGCGGAUUGCGCAGCGAGGGAUGACUCGCUAGACUCCUCCGCGGGCUCCGCUCGACGCCGAAAGCCGAGAAGCUCGCCGCCGCCGCUAGCCAGCGCAAGGCUAACGCGUUAGCUUAGCCGCAUGCAGUCCAAGAUGACCGACUGCUGCGCCGCCACGAGCUGCGGCUCCCGCCGAGGGGAUCCGGACGGCGGCGUCCCGCUCUUCAGCUUCCCGCCGGAGCCGGAACGCUGUAAACAAUGGUUGAACAACUGUCGUCGCCAAGACUUGGCGUCAAAAGACCCUGAACAGCUGCAUAAACUCUACAGACUUUGUGCAAAACACUUUGAGCCAUCUCUGAUCUCCCAUCAGAGCGCUUCCGGUUGUGUCCUGAACAAAGACGCAGUUCCAACAAUAUUUGACUUUGCAACACCGUCGAACAAUCCAUCAACUUGUAACAGAAAGCGAGCGAGAGACGCUACAGAAGAGGAACUCGCUUCAGCGAAGAAAGCUAAAGAAAAUUCAGCAACACCGGGUGUGUCUGAGGAGGCAAAAAAAGAGUCUGGAGAGAACAGUGUGACAUAUGAAUCACCACAAGAUGACCAAACCCAAGGGGAUGCGACAAGCUCCAAAGCUAAAGAGACUCUUAAGAUCUACUUCAAGGAAAUCCUGGCGCUCAUUGGAUUCAGCAUCAAUGGUGCCAGCAUCAACACAGAUGAGCCAAUCGGAGGUGCAAGAGGUCAGCAGACUCUGCAUCCUCUAUGUGUGGAGAAAAUUGAUCAGAAAGAAAUUCUCCAAUUUAGCGAGGAUCUCAUGCGGGAGGAGAUGCAGAACAGCUUGAGGUUGGCACGAUUCUUCUCUAUUCUUCUACAAGAUGUGACGAACAUUGAGGGAAAGGAGCAGAUUCCAGUUUUUAUCAGGUCUGUCACCGUUUCUGGCUUUCCUCAAAAGCACCUCAUUGGCUUUCUGCCCUGUGAUUUGGAUGCUGAGAAUCUGUUUUACGUGCUUCUCUCAGAGUUAAGAAAUAGGUGGGGGCUGAGGAUGGAGCAUUGUCGGGGGCUCACCUAUCUGGUCACGGGCAGCAUGUGUCAGAAAAUGCGAGACCUUACCUGCAGGAUCCUUCAGGAGUUCCCACAGGUAGUUUUGUCACCUAGUGACCCAUAUGCCUUUAACAUAUGGAUUAUUCGCUGCAUGCCCGUGUCCUCCAUUCAGAAAGUAGCAGACACUGUUGAGGAGGUGGCCGCGCUACUUAGGAGAACGCCAGAGAUUUGCAGUAGAUUGGACGGAAAGAUUCAGGCGACAUAUGGUCAUGUGAAGGGUGAAGUGGACAGGAUCAAGGAGGCCUACCAUGGUAAUUGGGAGUAUGGCACUGAUGCCUUUCAGACCAUGCUGGAUAUCCUUGAGCCAUUUUUGAACUGUAUUAAUGAGAUGAUCUCAAAAGUAGAUGAAGAUACAGCUGAGCAGUUAGCCAAGCUCAAGCCUGUUUUGAAGAAUUUCAAUUUCAUUGUCACACUUGUAGUUCUGAAGAACACCCUCUGUUGUGUUAGCAUACUCAAUUCAAGUCUCAGGGGAAUAAUCAGCAUCAGCAGCACCUUGCAGUACACAAUUUCCAAUGCCUUAAAGUUGGUAAACAAAUAUCAGCAGGAGAUUGCAAUAUUCCACAGGAAAUGGUUUUCAGAUGCAGUGGGCCGAGCAAAGAAGCUUGGAGUUGAGGUGACAAAGCCAGAAACUUUAUCAGGGACAGACCAAGACACCACAACUGAAACGCCACUGGAUGACUUUUACAGAGAAGCUCUGAGUCGGCCUAUUUUGCAGUAUCUAACAGCAGAAGUGAAGAGAGUGUUCAGCACUGAAAUGGUGAGAAUUCUCCGAUGGCUGUCAUUGGUGCCAUCUUACAUGGCCGACCACAAUUUCAGUAUCCGCAGGGAUAAAGUGGCAGAUGCCAACCUGAACAACCUUGCCAGGCCUGACACAUUUUAUGAAGAGCUUGGCUGCUGGGAAGUGAAGUGGAGGCAUGCAAGCAAGCGCAGAAUCCUGCCAACCACAGUUUUUGCAACGCUAAAGAUUCCAGAUAUUGGAUUUUAUCCAAACGUGCAAAGCCUUCUGAGGGUUUUGGGUACUGUUCCGUGUGUGAAUGCAGAGGCAGAUGUGUAUGGGCAGUAUAAUAUGGUGCUGGAGCGAUGCCAUUCCUACCUCAGGGCCACACCAGAGGACCAGAGACAAUGCAACAUGGCUUUUGUGUUUGUCAACCAAGAUGUUCACUUCAGUGUUGAACAAAUGGUGGAGUCCUAUGUGCAAAAGCAUCCUGACAUAUUGGAAUUGCUCCAAACAGAUGAUCAGCUAAAGGAGAAGCAUCCUCAAGUGGCGAACUCAGAGAAUGAUGGAAGUCACACUGAAAAGGACAAUGAAGAAGAAGUGCAACUCAUGACCAUAGAGAUGGAGGCUGAGAAGCUUGUGGAAUUGAAGUGUGCAGAGACUGAUAAAGAAGCUCUCAAAUCUGCUUUGCGGGCUGCAGUGACUACUGCAAGCAACAGCUGUCGUGGGUCAGCUGGUGAAGUUUCUGCUGAACAUGAAGGGGAGGUUGAGUAUGUGUCCAAGUCUGAGAUGAAAGAAGUUCUCACUGUGUGUGAGGAUGCAGUCAGAGAGGGAAUUCUCAUGGAAGUAGGGAGUUCAUUCUUCUCCUUGUUUAUUGAUUGUGUCGUGAAAUUGGGGGACAAAGACCAUCUUCCUCUCUUUCUGAGGUUUGUGGAUAGUUUCGACGUCAUGCGAAUGGAGUUGAUGGGAUUUCUUGACGCGAAUCUUGACUGUGAUGCCAUGUUACAACGCCUAUUAGAAAUAGUCACAGAGGAGUGGCGUCUGGAUUUGAAAUAUUGCAGAGGUCAAGCCUACUUAGGCUCUGGCGAAGUGUCCUACAAGCUUAAAGCCUUUGCUUGCAAAGUCCAAGAAAAAUACCCUCUUGCUAUAAGCACUCACUGCUCUUGUUACUCCUUCAACACGUGGUGGUCAAAAUCCAUUCCAGUGCCUGCCAUUAAAGCAGCUUUAGAUACUUUUGAAGAGGUUUUGAUGUUUUUUGGCAGCAGUACCAUUCUUGAAAAACAGCUAGACCAUGUCAUUGCUUUUGGUCUCAGAGAGAGCUAUGAGAAAGUCCAGGAGUUACAAGGAAAGUUCUGUGUCCUUUGGCAAGAAAAGCACGAUUCUUAUGAGGUCUUUGUGCAGAUGCUAGAGCCCUUAGUUGAAUGUUUAGAGAAAAUCAAAAACAACCCACAGAGAUGGAAAGCUCUUGUGUCUGAACAAGCUGGGACACUUCUUUGCAAGAUAAUGGACUUUGAUUUCAUCAUGGCUAUGGUAGUCUUGAAGAACACGUCCUCUUUCACUAGAGAGCUGAGCGCAGGGCUUCAAAAGGACCACUUCAGUGCCGCUUCCCAGCUUUGCCAAAUCAGUGGUAUUGUGGCCACGCUGAACCGAGUGAAAACGAAUAUGAAGGUGUUUCAUCAGAAUUGGUUCGAUGAAGCCAGUGCUAUGGCACAGAGUCUAAGAGUGCAGAUUGAAGUGCCUGAAAACUCAUCUUUGCCAAGAGACAGCAUGAUAAAGCCAGUUGGUUAUUACAAAGAUGGUUUGAGUGUUCCCCUCAUGGAUAACCUCAUCAACGCUGUUAAGGAUCAUUUUUCAGAUGACCACAAGGAAGCUCUCAACUUCCUCUCCCUGAUUCCAUGCUCUGUAACUGUGAGUUACAUGUUUGAGAGCUUGAAGUCAAAGCCUCCUCUCUAUAGCAGUGAUCUUCCUGACGCUGACAACUUUUUCACAGAGCUGUGUUGCUGGAGAGUGACAUGGAAGACCAAAGUUGCAUCAGUGACGAUCCCAGACUCUAUAUUUCAAACCUUGCGUCUGCCAGUCAUGCAGUACUUUGGAAACAUCAACACACUACUGAGGGUUAUGUCCGUGUUACCCAGCACAGCACUUGAGGACUGUGGGGUGGUAAUACGUCACAAAAUGUUCCAAGAGUACCUGAGAAAGACGCGUCCGAAAGACAGGUCUCCAUGCUUGGCCAUGCUGCAUGUGGGCACGGACUUCAAUAGAGAUCUCGACCGCAUGGUGGCCCAGUGUCUGAAGAUCACUCCUCAAGCCUUAGAGGGUAUCUGUUUGGACAAAGAAGCCAAAAGUUUCAUCAGGAACUCUGAAAAUAACAUGGAAGUUCAUGUCAAAGAGGAAGCAGAAGAACCCAAGCUUCAGCAAUGUAUUGACAAGAAUGACGACCAAGACAUGAAACCAGUAGAUGAGAAUGGACUCACAGGAGAUAACCGUCAAAGUUUAGAGAUUGUAUUCAGGCUGGCUGCACUCCUUGGAAAAAAGAAUUGCAGUCUCUCUGAAAUCUCUGCAGAGGACCAGGAACUUUUCGUCCAGGAGCUUGGCAUGUGCCACUGGUUUGGGUGUGACAGAAAAUACUAUGCAGACGAGGCAGAAUUGAUGAAGAUGCUUAUAAAAGGAAUCCGAGGUGCAAUACUCCAGGAAAUUCAGGACUCUCCUUUCUUCUCGCUCAUCACAGACAAACCUGUUAGAAUAUCUGGCAAGACCUAUCUGCCUGUUUUUGUCAGGUAUGUGGGUGAAUCUGCUCCAAAAGUUGAGCUUUUUGGUUUCUUACCAAUCGAUGAGACCUGUGAUGAUGAUAUCCAAGCAAAGAGUCUUGUAAAAGUUCUCACUGAAGACUGGGGCUUGCCAAUGUCACAAUGUCGUGGACAAGCAUUCAUGCACUUGGGCUCAGUUUGCCAGAGCUUGAAGAAAAUGUCAUUAGAUUUCCUCCAGAGCUACCCUCUGUCUGUUGUUACACCAAGUGAGUCUUGUGGCCUUGCCUGCUGGCUAGCUGGGAGUGUGCCCUGUUCCUCAGUAAAAAAGAUGCUGGAUAUUGCAGAAGAUCUGCUAUUGUUCUUCGAUCAGUCCCCUGAACUGGAGCGACAACUGGCAAAGGCUGUUGAUGGGUUGUUGAACGCCCCGAGGGAGGCCCUGGAAGAGAUUCCAGAAACCUGCUGCUCAAGGUGGAAAAAAAGAGAGGACUUCUUUGAUAUCCUUGCUGACACACUAGAGGGGAUCGUUGGCUGCUUAAAAUCUAUAAGUUCCAAUUCUACAGGUGCUAUGUCAUUACAUGCACAAGUUCUCUCUACUGCAGUGAGAAGUGUGGACUUCAUUGUCACCCUUGUGAUCUUGAAAAAUGCUUGUACUCCACUUCGUAACUGCAGCACUGUCUUCCGAUGUGGCAACCCCGCAGACAUUAUCUGUGAAGUGGAAAAAAUCCCUGUAAUCAUUGACACGCUUUGCAACAUGCUGGAGAACAUAAGCACUGUGCAUGCCCCUUGGUUUGAGCAAGCAUACCAGCUAGUGACCAAGGUGGGUCUAGAACAACUUUUCUUCCCAGAAGAAGCCAACAACUAUGAGUCCCCAGAGAUAUACUACAGGGAGAACCUGAGUGUUCCUCUUCUAAGAAGUCUCAUCGAGGAAAUGAAGUACUGCUUCUCAGACAGCCACUUGAAGGCUCUAUCUGUUCUGUCAUUGCUACCCUCCUGUAAUCCACAGCCCAUUCCCCCCGAGUCGACAGACAAGCCAUUUAGUUUCUACCAAACGGAUCUUCCUGAGCCUGACACUGCUGAGCAGGAAAUUAAUGCCUGGGCUGCUAUCUGGAGAGAAAAGUACCAGGAUGUUGCUCCACCAACAUCCAUCUCUGAAACACUACUCCACCCUGAGUCAAAGAGCCACCCUACUGUAACCUUGCUGCUCCGGCUAGUGGCCGUCUUGCCCAGUGUCAGUAUAGAAUGUGACCUUAUGAAGACCACCCUGAAUUCCAUGAGGGAUCUAUUGAAGAAUAUUGUUUGCAAGGGCAGUAAAACAGAUCAUGUGAUGCUCCUCACACACCAGCCGGCUUUGCAAAGACUGCCAGAGGUUAUUGAGAAGUGCGUAGAAGUUGAUUCAGAGAGCAGCAUGCAUCUUUCCCAGGUGAUGGAAACCUUUCAAAGACUGAAGCUGAACAGAAGAGCAGUUCAAGAAAAACCAGCGGCGAAAGUGGAACCUCCUGCGUGUGAUGCGGCGGAUCACUCCACUGAUGGAAAUGCGAAAUUUGAUGAACACGACGUGAUAAUGGAGGACCCUCAAAAACCAAGGCAAACAAUGUCCUUCUAUGACCCCCAUCUACGUGAAGACAUCCUCAAGGAACUCUGGGACUCGCAGUUUUUCACAAUAAUAACUGAGCAGGCCGUUGAGAUUGACAGUGAGCUAUACAUCCCCCUGUGCAUUAGGUAUUUAAAUAAAGAGGAUGUCCAGUGCGAGGAGACUUUGGCUUUCAUCCCCUACUAUGCAGAUGUAGUUAUUCUUGCAGAUGCCAUUGAGACUGCGCUUUCGGAGAAAUGGGGGCUCAACAUGGAGUAUUGCAGAGGACAGGCCUUGCUGAGUGUUGGUGAAGUAGGAGCCCAGAUGAGGGCUGUAUGCUUAGCGAUAGCAAAGAAAUACCCCCUGGCUAUACGGACAGUUAGCUCUGCCUUGUCCCUCAAUGUGUGGCUGGCCAGAUCCUCUCCUGCUGAAGAAGUGGCUAAUGGAGCUGUUUUGAUAGAGAACAUGCUACAGUGGCUCACAGAGGACACACAACGGCAGAACAAACUAGAAGACAUGAUCAUUCAUGUGUUUCGACAUGAUGAGGGAAGGGGUAAUGAGUUGAGGGACAGGCUCAUCAAAAACUGGGACAAGAGUCAUGACAUGCAUGAGGUAACCGUAGAGCUCUUGGAAGCAAUCUUGCUAUCUUUGAACGAGCUAAAGGGUGAAGGCAGUACAUCAGGCCGACACCAAGCUUGGAGGUUCUUCGAUGCCAUCAGAAACUUUGAGUUCAUCUUCUCUGUGGUGGUUCAGAAGAACGUCUUAAGUGUAACCAAAAAGCUGAGUCAGUCCCUUCAAGGCAAGCCCCUAGAUAUAUUGCUUGCUGCAAAUACUUUGCCCGAUAUCAAAGAAUCAUUGAGUAAAUUGAGAAGUGAUAUUGACACCCACCAUAAAGUGUGGUUUGAGGAAGCUGUAAAAUUGGCUUCCAAACUCGAGGUUACGAUGGUGCACUCAGUUCUUUUAGAGCCCCUGAGUGAUUUUUUCAAAGAAUCGAUAAGCAUGCAGGUUGUGGAGCACUCGAUAGCUGAAGUCGCUGACCUCUUCACAGAGAACGUAAUGGAUACCUUGAGAUGCCUGGAGAUUGUGCCUUAUGCAAUGUCCAAAGUAGAAACCAGCGUGUUCAGUGGUAUUGUGUUCCGCUUGUACAAGGAAGACUUGCCAGAUAAAGCCUCCCUCUAUACCGAGAUCAAGUCUUGGAAGGAGAAAUGGUUGGACCCCUUGGCAUGCUACCUCCCUACAACUGUGCUCGACACCCUAAAGACAUCACAGAUAAGAAAUUUCAGUAACAUCGAAACUCUCCUCAGACUCCAGGUUAUCUUGCCGUUCUCAAGGAAGGAGAGCACCUUCAGGCAGGGAAAAAGAAACUUGCAGGGAUUCAUACAGCAGGAAAGGAGAUCAUUGACUGAACUGCAUCCUCUGUAAUAUUUGAUGGUCUUCCCUCAAGAUUAUCAAAACUUCAGCAAGGCUUUUUAGAGGAUGGGAGGAUGUUAUCGGCACAACACUUCUGGCCGUAUUCUCAAUCCUAGUUUAGGUCCCAAGUUUUAAACUCGUCUGAUAUUUCUCUAUGUACAUUAUUGACCUAUUUUUUGAAUUUUCCUGCGAGCAAAAGGUUCUUCUUUUUUUUUUUCCUCCUUUUUUUUGUAGUUUGAACAAUUGUGCUGCCGAUUGGGACCAACGUCUUGCCAAAAAAGCAAUGCUCAACUGAGGGUUAUCAAAAAUGCUUGUGUGCCUUUAUGCAAAACUAAUAAUUCAUCCCAUGUAUUGUGGUAUUACAGAUGUUUCAAAAAGAAUACUGUCCCUUUAGGCAUUUAGGUGUUUGAUUUUAGCCUUACCAAAAAUCUGUAGACUGAUUUUAAAGUCACAUCAUGAAUUCAGUACAAAUAUUAAACUGCACCAUAACCUUUCUUGGCACAAAUUGAAACGGUUAGUACCAUCAUGUAAUGUCUUCUGAUUAUUAUUAUUUUUUUCCCAGGUUUCCUUCUUUGCAGGAAUGACUUUGCUGUAAACGUAUCUUAGGAAGAAUCUUUCCUUGAGAGGAAAACCUUCAUAUAUAUUUGUCAAAAAAGUAAUAAAAUGUUCCA